CCAGAAGCGUGAACCGCGACGAAACGAACGGCCAAAGUUGAUCGGCGUCGCCUAUCGGUCGCGCGGAGUGGUGGGUGCCCGUCCGUCCGAUCGUUGGCAGAAACAAUCGUGCACGCUGCUGCAGUUGCCAGCGUGAAUGACGCUUCUUCGACGGCUGCCAGCCGGACUUGGGACGUUGCGCGUGUUCAGGUUUCGUUGGAACUCGCCCAGUCGAAAACACGUCUUUUCAGUGAGCGCCUCGGCCGUCCCACCUCUCCGUGAUAGCGCGUGUCCCUACACUCUCGUGCAAUACGCAUCGCGGUCUCGUCUAUUGUCGAUCGAUCGGUCGGUCGGUCGAUCUUGCACGAUUCGCGCACGGUGAUUUUGCGAAUUAUUAAAUUAUCGAGUACGAGACGCGUAUAGUUUUUACAGUAAAAUUAUAGACCGACGUACUCGUAUCCGGUACCAGCCUCCCGAUCGGCUCGAGAGGACACGGUAGAACGUCCAUCGUACUCCGAAGUUGAUUCGAGACUUUGGGGAGAAAUGCUGGCAGGUGCUCGGGGGUGGAAACGAGCGAAGGCCGACAGCGCAGGGACGCGCGAAGGAGGUGCGAGCAAGGAGCGAUAAAGGGACAAGAAGGUGUAAAAGAGGAGGAGGAGAAGAAGAAGAAGAAGAAGAAGAGGAACCGUGUGCGGAAGGGAGGUAUCACAACUGGGGGGUCGAACGCGAUCAAGCCGACCAGGAAGGGGAAGGAGAGUCAAAGGGUAAAGAGAAGGGGCAGCACGGUAAGGAGAGUAGAAGGAGGAGAAAGGAAAAGCGAGAGCAACGACGGUACGAGUGACAAUUCUGAGGUGUAUCGCUUGCAAAAGACUCGGGCAAGGUGGCAUAAGAGGAGGAUCGGUAAAUUUGCGCGAGGAGAAAGUUUCCAAGGUAUCUGGUGUACGGUGUCGUUCGCGUCGCUCGUUCCCCGUCCGUUUAAUCGACGAUUCCGACGAUUUGGCUUUUCCCUCCGUUACAUGGACGGGCCCGUUGAACGGUAUUCGCUCGAUCGGCAGUUUUAUCGACACUCGAGAGCGUCGCGCGGGCAUAUAUUCGUUGCACGCAACACCCGGAUAAGUUGUUAACGCGCGUUAAUUGUUCGCGAGCAAACGUCAAGACCGCCCCCGGCAACAGCGAAGCGAUGGUGGAAGUUUUGCUAGAGUCCUGCGGCCAGGACGUCGCCGUGCCGGAGACCGGGUGUCACAUGGACGAGAGCACGACCGAGUACACCCCGAGGCAGGAGCGCGACCUGCACGUGGCCACGGACGAGGCGAACCUCAGCCCGAUACAAAAGUUCUACAACGGGCAGAGCAUCUUCGUCACCGGGGGCACCGGGUUCUUGGGGAAGCUGCUGAUCGAGAAGCUGCUCAGGGAGUGUCCCGGGAUCUCGUUCAUCUACAUCCUGGUGCGCCCGAAGAAGUGCAAGGACGUGCACCAACGCGUCGAGGAGCUCUUCGACGAUCCGGUAUUCGGCAAGCUGAAGGAGAUGCAACCAAAGUUCAGGCACCAGACGGUCGCGGUAGCGGGAGACUGCAGUUUGCCAGGAUUGGGAAUCUCUGCGACGGACAGAGCGAUAAUUACGCGCGAAGUUUCGAUCGUUAUGCACGUCGCUGCCACCGUCAGGUUCGACGAGAAGAUGAACUUGGCUGUACCGAUCAACGUGCGCAGUCCCAAGGCUGUGAUCGAUCUUUGCAAAGAGAUGCCGGGCUUAAAGUCGUUCGUGCACGUGUCCACGGCUUACGCUAAUUGCCCGCGAUCGUUGAUCGAGGAAAAAGUGUACGAACCGCCGAUGGACGCGGACAAAUUGAUCACACUGAUGGAAUGCGUGGACGAGAAACUGCUGGAAGAGAUCACGCCCCGAUUGUUGGGCAUCUGGCCGAACACUUACACUUUCACGAAGGCGAUCGCAGAGAGCGUCGUGAAGAAAGAGGCUGGCGAUCUUCCUGCCGGAAUAUUUCGCCCCGCGAUCGUGAUAUCAACGUAUCGGGAACCGGUGCGAGGAUGGAUCGAUAACAUGUACGGGCCGACCGGUGUCGCCGCCGGAGCAGGUACCGGGAUCCUGCGAUCUAUUCAUUGCGACGGGUCGAUCCACGCGAACGUGGUGCCCGGGGAUUUCACCGUGAACGCUCUGAUCGCCUGCGCUUGGGACGUUGCGAAUCGCUACAAGUCCACGGCUACCAAAGAAGAGCAGAAGUUCGACGUUCCGGUCUACAAUUACGUAUCGAAGGACAAUGCUAUCAGCUACGACGAGCUGAAGACGAUGUCCGAGAAAUACGGGCUCGAGUUCCCGACCGAGAAGGCGAUAUGGUAUUAUAGUUUCCGUAACAACAAGUAUUGGAUCGUUCACUUGUUCUACGUCUAUUUCUUUCACUUGAUUCCGGCUAUGUUGAUCGACACCGUCACGGUAUGCGUUGGCAAGCAACCCAGGAUGAUGAAGCUCUACAAAAAGAUACACAAGUUCAUGGACGUGUUGAAUUACUUCACGACGAACAGAUGGACGUUCACGAACGAGACCGUCCAAGCGGUGAUCGAUAAAAUGAGUCCCGAGGAUCGAAACAAUUUCGUUUGCGACAUUACGACGAUCGAUUGGGACCAGUACUUCCGGACGUACAUACGGGGAAUUCGUAUCUAUUUGAUCAAGGAUCCCCUGGACACGCUUCCGCAGGCGCGAGUCAAAUGGCAAAGAUUGUAUUGGACCCAUCAGGCGCUGAAAGUGAUCUUUGCAUACGCGCUGCUCCGAAUAUGUUGGCUGGUGUUGUACUAUCUAUACCGAUUAUGCACGUGGCAAUCCGUUUAGCAUCGUUGUACAUGCUCCUUAAAUACUAUUACUUACAAUUAUGCACAUGUGUAUGUGUGAGUGUCUGUGUAUAUGCGUGUGUGUGUGCGCGCGCGUGUGUUUGCGUGUGUGCUGCGUGUUUGUCGCGUGAUCGCGUGCGUGAACGCAGUAUUCAGCGCCGGGGGGUGGGGGGGAUCUGCUACGUUACCGAAGCGAAACGAUGCCUCCUGGCGAGCGAAGCUAAUGGCACACCGUAGCCAUUUUAUCGACGCACUGAAUAGCUCUAACGCGGGACGGGAUAAGAAAAGGAUGGAAAGAGAGGACGAGGCGGUCGAGCAGAAUGUUCACGGUUAUUCGAACGCGACGCGUCCGCCGUUGCUUCUAAAGCGCGAACGGAACUGUACAGAACCAGCAGAACGUGUCCGUGUCCGUUUCUGUUUCGCCUUUUCUUCUCUUCGUUCUCUUCUUUAUGCUUUCACGAGUAUUUCCAUAGGACAAUUAUUUUUUACCGCACGAACGGCGCUCGACUAUUGUCGCGCCUGUAUGCGUACGUUUGUUACACUAUACGCUUGAAUUUUCAAUGAAGGUCAACCUUGUUUUUCUUUUUUGUACAGAGAACUAUUUACUUUCGUCCGUUUGAACCUUCGCGAAUAACAAGCUAGAACAACACGACGGUCUCAAAUAUAAGAGAAUUCGAAAUAUACAUUUUAAUUUAAA
Molecule: messenger RNA, 3511 nt
Organism: Megalopta genalis
Lineage: Eukaryota; Metazoa; Arthropoda; Insecta; Hymenoptera; Halictidae
Product: fatty acyl-CoA reductase wat
Biological process (GO): long-chain fatty-acyl-CoA metabolic process
Cellular component (GO): peroxisome
Molecular function (GO): alcohol-forming very long-chain fatty acyl-CoA reductase (NADP+) activity
Source: RefSeq, a predicted model, not a curated record